GUAGUUGUACAAUGCUGACAGCUUGAGCGAGAGAAGCUUCCGCGGUUUCUAAAAGAAGUUUUGUGAUCUUUCUAGCUCUGAGAAUUUCAACCUCUUCGGUAGAAGCAAACUAUUGCUUACGAGGACAAAGAGUUUUCGAAGAGGAGGGUGGGGGUGAGAGUAUGCCUCCGAGAAAAGAACCCUGCAGAAAUUUCCAGCGUGGAAGUUGUCAAUAUGGUGAGCGGUGUAAGUUUCUUCAUGUAACACAACAACAACCAAAAGCUAAUGUUUUUGGAUAUGGUGUUCAAAGUAGCACUCAACUUCAGCGAUCAAAUUUGCAACAGCACAAGCCCAAUUCUCUCGGCUUUGGUGUUCAAGGCAGCCCACAGGCAAGAGGGGCAAAUGGUUUUGGAUCCAAACAGGACCAGUUCAAGCCUUAUGAAAAUACUUGGACGCGUUUCUCCCCCAUAAAUGCUGGCGGCUUCCAAGCAUCACAGCAACCUGAUAACCAGCCUCCGACAGCUCAUCAUAAGUGCACAGAUCCUGAAUUGUGUAAAGGUCAAAUCUCGGAAGAUUUUCAGCAUGAAAGACCGCUUUGGAAGCUUACAUGUUAUGGCCAUGGUAAGAGUUCUCCUUGUGACAUCAGUGGCGAUAUUAGCUUUGAAGAAUUGCGAGCAGCUGCAUAUGAUGAUGCAAAGCGUGGCUUGAGCUUGCAGUCAAUUGUUGAGAGAGAGAGGACUUUACUCAAUACCAAGUUACUUGAAUUCGAAAGCCUACUUCGUAAUCCUUAUGUGGUUCCUCUUGCUAAUGCUUCUCGAAGUGUUUUUCCUGGGGCCACUCACAGUGUAUCUUCCCUGAAUGCUCAAAAUAGCACCCCCCCUCCUGUUUCCAGUUUCAGUCAACUUGGUGCUUCACUUAACACGGGGUUUGGAACAAGGCUUGCUACUCCAUCAGAGAACGCUUUUCAUUCAGCUGAAAACUCCAGUCAGACUACUAGUGUGUUUGGGACAAACAACUCGCCAUUUGGAACUGCAGGUUCUCAUGGAAGUCAACCUCGUAACCAGUCAUUUGGAGGUUCUUUUGCCGUCAGUACAGCGACCUUCAGUAAUAGAGCCAUUAGUGCAGAACGUAACCCAUUUUCCACUUCAGCAAUGUCCCCACAAAUUCCUAGUUCAGCAAGCAUCCAGUCCCCAAUACUUUCAAAGAUGCUAAACUCUAACCCUACUGCAAUCGGACAGUUAUCUGAGAAUGUGGAUUUGAGUGAUAAUAUGCCUAAGCAGAAUGGUUCAGUGGAUGAUAAUAUCUGGUUGAAAGAGGAAUGGAUUUCUGGAGAGAUUCCAGAAGAAGCACCUCCUGACAGAUACAUUUUCUAGGGUUUUUGUAGGAUAAGUCAGGUAUUUCAAAUUCGCCAAGUGCAUGGGUUCACCACAAUGUGUGGCUACAAUGAGUGAUGGGGGAAAUGCCCCCGUGCUAACAUUGACGUUUUGUUUGUGUUACGCAUCUUAACUGUUCUUUCCCUCCUUUCUGAAGAAGUACCUCCUGACAGAUGCAUCUUCUGGGGUCAUUGUAGGAUAAGUAGGGUAUUUCAAAUUCAGAUUGGUAAACAGUCCACAACUGACCAUGUUGUGGAGUAUUCUUAAAACUUGAUCUUCCACCACAAACUUUUAACACGCUUUCCGGGAACCCAAGCAACUUGCACCUAGAUGCUGCAUCAAAUAUGCUUGCCUUGAUAUGUUUGGGUUGAUAUGAAAUUUUUUCGGGGUUGGAGUUUCUGGGAAAUGAUUGGGAAUGAUGGGGAUUGUGGCCUUGGUUUGGUGGUGUAACUGAAACUGAUAAUUUCAUCAGUGGACAAGAUUGUAAUAAAAAUAUUAGUAUUUGCUCUAGGGGAAUA
Messenger RNA from Rhododendron vialii, 1870 nucleotides. RefSeq names its product zinc finger CCCH domain-containing protein 46. NCBI's taxonomy places the organism in Eukaryota, Viridiplantae, Streptophyta, Magnoliopsida, Ericales, Ericaceae. The record is from RefSeq and is a predicted model, not a curated record. The coding region runs from base 162 to 1352 and encodes 396 amino acids. The transcript has 10 exons. Gene Ontology annotation, molecular function: metal ion binding.